Sphenostylis stenocarpa is the source of this 279-nucleotide messenger RNA. Lineage: Eukaryota; Viridiplantae; Streptophyta; Magnoliopsida; Fabales; Fabaceae. The record is from the annotation of a GenBank genome assembly.
AUGCAAUGGGGUGCGUGGUCUCAGAAAGCUUUUUCAAUCACUAAGAUUUAUCUGAGAAAGCUGAGCUUGAAAGGCCAACCAACAAGGUUGGUGGAGAGGGUUUUGCAUUCCAUAGGGCAAACAAUAAGGGAACAAGGACAAAGAAAAUCCUCGUUUUUCACGAAGAAACUUGAGGAUAGUGACACCACUCUCAGUGCAAGUGCCAGUACAUUAAAUACAAAAGUGUGGGGUUUCACCUGUGGUGGUGUGGUCCAGCUGAGUGUGAUGGCAGCUGGGUAA